This is a messenger RNA of Cololabis saira (Pacific saury), 2812 nucleotides long. RefSeq names its product UDP-glucuronosyltransferase-like. Bases 184 to 1767 code for a protein of 527 amino acids. NCBI's taxonomy places the organism in Eukaryota, Metazoa, Chordata, Actinopteri, Beloniformes, Belonidae. The record is from RefSeq and is a predicted model, not a curated record. The transcript has 5 exons. Gene Ontology annotation, molecular function: UDP-glycosyltransferase activity.
UGAGAAUCACCGUUCUUGUCGGAGGUCUGUCUUCCGGAGGUUAUAUAAUAGCCUGACUCAAAAUACAGCUUGUAUUUCCUGGAGAAUUUAAAAACACACACUCUCUCACUCACUCUCAGGCUCAGCCCUUAACAACCGGCACCGCCAGCCCUCACAACCAGCAAAGUUUGCGGAGAGGAAGCAAUGAGCCGCGGGUCGUGGCUUCCUGCAGUGGGACUGCUGGCCGGGAUAUGCUGCCUGGCUCUGGGGCCCGUGCAGGGGGGGCGGGUGCUGGUCAUGCCCGUGGAUGGAAGCCACUGGCUCAGCAUGAAGAUACUGGUGGAGGAACUCAGUCACCGGGGCCACGAGGUCACGGUCCUGGUGCCUGAGAGUAGCCUUCUGAUCCAAGGCUCCAAAAGCUACAAGACUGAGAUCUACAAGGUUCCGUACACUCAGGCUGAACUGGACGCAAACUUCAACAAGAUCACAGACGGAGUGUUCGGAAAGCCGCCGGAGUUCACGGAUUUGUUCGAAAACGUGCAACGUCUGGUGAACUUUACUUCUCUCCAGGUGCUCGGCUGCGAGGGCUUGUUGGAUGACGAGCCUCUGAUGAGUCAACUGAGGGGGAAAGGCUUCGAUCUCGUGCUCACAGACCCCUUCCUUCCAUGCGGCUCCGUCCUGGCCAGGAUGUUUUCCAUUCCAGCUGUUUAUUUUCUCCGGGGGCUUCCAUGCAUGCUGGAUAUCAGGGCUAACCAGUGCCCCUCUCCUCUCUCUUACGUUCCUAUAGCCUUCUCUGGAAAUGACGACGACAUGAACUUCCCACAAAGAGUGAAGAACAUGUUCAUGUAUGUUUUGGAGUCAUAUCUGUGCAAAGUAAUGUAUCAACACUUUGAUGAUCUGGCCAGCAGACGUCUUGAAGAUGGCAUGACGUACAAAGAACUUAUAAGCCACGGGGCUAUCUGGCUGCUCAGAUAUGACUUUGUUUUUGAAUGGCCCAGACCUCUGAUGCCAAACAUGGUUUUGAUUGGUGGGAUCAACUGUGCAAAGAAAGCUCCUCUUCCAGCAGACUUAAAGGAAUUUGUGGAUGGCUCAGGAGAGAAUGGCUUUAUUGUCUUUACGCUGGGUUCAAUGGUGUCCACCAUGCCCGAGGAGACGGCUAACAAGUUUUUUGACGCUUUUCGGGAGAUUCCUCAAAGGGUUGUGUGGAGAUACACCGGUGUGUUACCUAAAGAUGCUCCCAGCAAUGUCAGAACAGUGAAGUGGUUACCCCAGAAUGACCUGUUAGCUCAUCCCAAAGCCAAAGUGUUCAUGACUCACGGAGGAACUCACGGCAUCUACGAAGGCAUCUGUAACGCCGUGCCCAUGUUGAUGAUUCCACUCUUCGGAGACCAGGGAGACAACGUACAUCGCAUGGUGGUCCGGGGUGUUGCAGAGCGGCUCAGCAUGUUUGAUCUAACACGUGAAACAUUGGUGGCUUCACUUAAUAAAAUCAUCCACGACAAAAGUUACAAAGAGCGGAUGAAUGAGCUGUCUGCGAUCCACCACGACCGGCCCGUUCCACCGGUGGAGCUGGCUACUUUCUGGACUGAGUUUGUCAUGAGACACAAAGGAGCUGCACAUCUCCGGGUGGCUGCACACGACCUGAGCUGGGUGCAGUACCACAGCAUAGAUGUAUUGGGCUUUUUUCUCAUCAUCCUCAUAACUGUUUUGUGGGUUACACUGAAAUGCUGCCUGUUUUGCACCCAUAAGUGUUGUGGAAAGAGACAUGCAAAGAAAAAAUCGGAGUAAGUUUAAAUGGGAUGCACCCUGUGCAUGUGUGAAUGUGAGUGUAGAAUAUUUUAGUAAUCGAGUAUUCUACUGAAAAUUCCAUCGAUGAAUCGAGUAAAUAUAAAUAUACAUACAGUAAGAUGUUAGAUGUUAAUUGACAUCACUAAAACUAAAUGAUAUAAUCCAGUAGGUUCAUGGCUGUGCAUUUAAAAACCCUGAACUUACACCAGUCGACCAAAUUCACUGCCUUCACUCAAAAAACUAAGGAUCUUACCGAGAAAUGUUCUUAUUUCUAACCUAAAAAUGCCAUUACACCUGAUAACACAUCACUUAAAAGGUUAGCUGUUUUUCCCACGUGUUUCAAUUGAACUUUCAUUUGUGAGAGAGGCAUCAUCUACUAACCAGCCGACGACCGUUCCCUUUAGGAACGUUUUCCCACUUUGACUGCACUUCUUUGGGAAUAACUUAGGAGAAUACAGUGCAGCCGUGAACAGCCUUCCCAUCAAUGAAAGAAGGAGUUAUGCAGCGUGGAUCCAGCCUUUGUUUUAAUCACCUCAGAUAACAGAAUCCCAAUCAAAAUCUCUCAAAUUUCAGGCAAGACUAACAUGAUUUGGAUGUAAUGGUUUUUACACGGAACCAUUUAAGACCUGGAAACAGGAAUUGUGACGUAGAAUUGUCAAAGUGGUUUAAUUCACCAUACGAAUUGUUACAGAUUACUUUUCUAAUACUGUAUUUGACCCGGUCUUUGUACGUUUUAACCGUAUAGAAACAUAAUUCUUGCCAUUGUAAGAAUGAGAUGAACCUGCUGGAUCUACUGCCCUUACUUUAUAACAACUUGUGCCUUUUUUUAUUUUACCUCUUUUCUUAUCAUUUGAUUUCAUUUUAUUUGUUAUUUACUGUUUAAUUGUGUCUUGCUGCUUUUAAUGUUGAUGUAAAGCACUUUGAAUGACCUUGUGUUGAAUUGUGCUGUACAAAUAAACUUGCCUUGCCUUUUGUGAGAUCCGGUGUUGUCCCUGACAUGUACAAGUAAAAAAUAAGAAUAAAACCCUAUGUACAUGAAUAUUAA